AUGGAUGAAAAUAAAUUAUUAAAAACUUUUAUUUGGUUCAUCAAUGAUUUUCAACAUUUUUAUAAAAACCCAACUCAUUGUCAAACUGUUUGGAGCGAUGCUUUCUAUUCACCAUGCUCUUCCUCGUCAACAAUUAAUAAUGAAAUGAAUACUGCCACCAAUAUUAUGACGGCUUCUGGUGAUAAUACAACUGCUAAUACUACCACCAUCAUUAACCAUUCUACUAAUAAUGAUAUAAUCAGCAAUGGUUGUGCUUGGAGAUUAUGUAUGUUCCCAAAAGGUUACAAAACUGAACAAUUUUUGUCAUUAUUUCUUUACGCGUUUCCAACUGAUUAUGAAAAAAUGCAUGGAAUUCACUGUAGAGCAGUUAGAUAUGUUCUCGAAUUGUUCAAGGUUGGAAUUAAUCCCAACACAUCCAAAGUAGAAUUGAGGCCUGUAAAUGUUGGUCAAACGGUCUUUAAGAAAAGCUUCAAUCUAGAUCAUAAGGGUGAUAGUGGAGGAAAAGUUAAGUUUAGUGAUCUGACAAACCUAUUCCCCAGAAAUGACACGUCAAUUAAACUUGAUAUUAUGAUCAGGUUAAAAUUAUAUACUGAAGAUGACUUGCAAGCAAGUUAUAAUAUUAAUAAUGUUGAUAUCAUUAAGUUUCAGCCUUCUUUGGAAAAUUAUUUCAACAACAAUAAUUUUAGUGAUGUGACUUUUAGUUUCAACGAUGAAUCAGAAAUUAAAGCAUCUAGAUUGGCUUUAUCUAUCCGUUCCAGUUAUUUUGAUAGAAUGUUUAAUGGUGAAUGGGCCGAAUCAAAGGCAACAAUCAUUCCCAUCAAGAACGUUACCUAUCAAUGUUUUAAAUAUCUGAUUUACUUUCUUUACUCUGGCAAAUUAAACGAUGAUAUACCAUUCGAUGUAUUGAAAGAUUUGUUUAUUGAAGCAGAUAUUAGAGAAAUUCCGGAACUGGGUGAAUUGGUUGCUUCAAAAAUCAUUGAUCAGGUUAGUGAUGAUAAUUGGAGUGAGAUAUUAUUUAUUGGUUGGAAGACAAAAAAUUAUUCUUUGAAAAAUGCUGCGCUCAGUUAUAUUCGUGUUAAUUGGGAAAAAGUUAAGCGAGGUAGAAAGAUCAAUGAAGUGAUAGCACAUGGUGAUAUGGAGUUAAUCGAUGAAUUAAUGUAUACCAUUUGUUUUGGUGUAAUCAUUGCGUUUUAA
Molecule: messenger RNA, 1194 nt
Organism: Entrophospora candida
Lineage: Eukaryota; Fungi; Glomeromycota; Glomeromycetes; Entrophosporales; Entrophosporaceae
Source: the annotation of a GenBank genome assembly